GAGUUGAAUGAAGGGUACGCGGCUAUGUUUAUUUACAUUUUUGGAUAAUCACAUUUCAUUAAAUUACACCCUGAUUUUAAAUAUCAUCAUUCUCAGCCUAAUUGUACAAUGAGUAGAGUUAUAACAUUCGUUACUGGAAACAUCAAAAAACUCGAAGAAGUUAAAUCUAUUCUCGGUCAUAACUUUCCUUAUGAGUUGAGAAGUGAAAAAAUUGAUUUGCCGGAACUUCAAGGAGAAAUUGAUGAAAUUAGUAGAAUUAAGUGUAAAGAAGCUGCAAAACAUAUCAAAGGCCCAGUCGUUGUUGAAGACACUUCAUUAUGUUUCAAUGCAUUAAAAGGCUUGCCAGGUCCUUACAUUAAAUGGUUUCUUGAUAAACUUGAACCGGAAGGACUUCAUAAACUACUGGCAGGAUUUGAAGAUAAAUCUGCACAAGCAAUCUGCACAUUAGCUUUUACACGCGAUGAGAAUUCUGAAGUGAUUCUCUUUCAGGGAGUAACUAACGGUACUAUUGUAGCUCCUCGAGGUUGUCGAGACUUUGGUUGGGAUCCUAUAUUUCAACCAGAUGACUAUGAUAAAACUUACGGUGAACUUCCCAAAGAGACUAAAAAUAAAAUUUCACAUCGUUAUAGAGCAGUUGACAAGUUACGUGAAUAUUUUGUGGAUUCAAAGAAGAGUUCAGCUUCAAAAAAAAGUUGAAUAAAAGAAAUUUUAAAAACAAAUAA
Messenger RNA from Clunio marinus, 722 nucleotides. The record is from the annotation of a GenBank genome assembly. Lineage: Eukaryota; Metazoa; Arthropoda; Insecta; Diptera; Chironomidae.